CACCCUUCCUCCUUCAAACCCCGGGAGCCCUAGCCACCACAAUGCAGAUCUUCGUGAAAACCCUAACGGGGAAGACGAUAACCCUUGAGGUGGAGUCUUCGGACACCAUCGACAACGUCAAGGCCAAGAUCCAAGACAAGGAGGGAAUUCCACCGGACCAACAGCGCCUCAUCUUCGCCGGAAAACAACUCGAGGAUGGUCGUACCCUCGCCGACUACAACAUCCAGAAGGAGUCUACGCUCCACCUCGUCCUUCGCCUUCGCGGUGGCGCCAAGAAGAGGAAGAAGAAGACCUACACCAAGCCAAAGAAGAUCAAGCACAAGCACAAGAAGGUUAAGCUCGCUAUCCUUCAGUUCUACAAGGUCGAUGACUCUGGUAAGGUUCAGAGGCUCAGGAAGGAGUGCCCUAAUGCUGAGUGCGGCGCUGGAACCUUCAUGGCCAACCACUUUGAUCGCCACUACUGCGGCAAGUGUGGUCUUACCUAUGUUUACCAGAAAGCCGGUGCUUAAUUUUGCUACCCAGCGGUGAAAUUUUAUGUUUUAGUUUCUAAAGUUUUGGUUUUUGUUAGUGGGGUAGACGAUUUGUCGUGUCGCUACUAUGUUUAAGUUUUAUUAUAGUUUCGUUUCUGAACUUACAUGAAUAUUGUUUUGUGUUUUGGUUUAUUUAUGAUUCGGUUUAA
Abrus precatorius (Indian licorice) is the source of this 679-nucleotide messenger RNA. RefSeq names its product ubiquitin-40S ribosomal protein S27a. The record is from RefSeq and is a predicted model, not a curated record. The transcript has a single exon. NCBI's taxonomy places the organism in Eukaryota, Viridiplantae, Streptophyta, Magnoliopsida, Fabales, Fabaceae. Gene Ontology annotation, biological process: translation; modification-dependent protein catabolic process; protein ubiquitination. Gene Ontology annotation, cellular component: ribosome; nucleus; cytoplasm. Gene Ontology annotation, molecular function: protein tag activity; ubiquitin protein ligase binding; structural constituent of ribosome. The coding region runs from base 42 to 509 and encodes 155 amino acids.